GACGAUAUACUGCGGUUUCACCUUUUUCCGCCUGGCUUCUAAUUUUCUUCCUCCUUUCUCGCUAGCGGCCUGCUCCUGUUUCUCUGUCAUCCCUUCUACCAAAAUGACUACACCGGCUUCCAAUUCCGUCGCAGAUUCUUCAGACAUCAAACGCCCGAGUGAAUUCUAUGAUUCCGAUUCCUUAUUUAAGAAAAGAAUCAAGACUGGGGAGGAAUCGGAGAACCAGGUCAAUACCGCCAAAGCUUCGAAUGCAAACAGCUCUGCUCGCGAGGGCUUCUUUGAGAUAGAGGCCGAUGCCGCCGAAGAUAAAGGGUCGAGGCAUACUAUGGAGGAUGCUUGGGUCGUGCUUCAUGACGCUGCCUUUAAUUUCCCUGGAAUUUUGAGAUGUGCACAUUUUGCUAUUUACGAUGGGCAUGGAGGUCGGUUGGCUGCGGAUUAUGCACAGAAGCACUUAAAUGAAAAUGUGCUUUCAGCUGGGUUACCACGUGAGUUGUUGGAUGUCAAGUCUGCAAAGAAGGCCAUACUUAAUGGAUUUCGGAAAACAGAUGAGGCUCUUCUUCUGGAAAGUGCUGCAGGAGGAUGGCAGGAUGGUGCUACAGCUGUAUGUGUGUGGAUAUUGGAUCAAACGGUGUUUGUAGCUAAUAUUGGUGAUGCAAAAGCUGUUGUAGCAAGAUCAUCUGCAGCAGAUGGGUCCAAUCCACUUAAGGCCAUUGUUUUAACAAGAGAACACAAAGCCAUUUAUCCACAAGAACGUGCACGAAUUCAGAAGGCUGGUGGUUCUGUAAGUACAAAUGGGCGGUUGCAGGGACGACUUGAAGUUUCCAGAGCAUUCGGAGACCGACAAUUCAAGAAGGUGGGCGUGGUUGCAAUUCCUGAUGUCAGUUCCUUUGAUUUGACUGGCAGAGAUCAUUUCAUAAUCCUUGGUUGUGAUGGCUUGUGGGGCGUGUUUGGACCAAGUGAUGCUGUUGCUUUUGUUCACAGACUACUACAGGAGGGCCAGCCAGUCACGACAAUCAGUCGACGCCUUGUGCGCGAAGCUAUACGGGAAAGGCAAUGCAAGGAUAAUUGCACUGCAAUUGUCAUUGUUUUCAGGCAACAGUAACAGAAAGGGUCCAGAUUCUACUGAUGAGUGGAUUUAUGGUCUGGGGGUGGCACGGUGCUAGGCUUACAUGCGAGGUCUGAGGGUUUAUUUAGGACUCCAUUGUAGCUCCAGAAGAGAUUAUGUGGAACCAAAGAUUGAGAUGUUAUUUUGAUGUGAUGAGGUUGGAAUUCGACAUAAAAGAGCGGGUAGUACAGGUUUCCCAAGCAGCUGGGAGGGGGAUAAAACAAUUUAAACCUCCAUGAAAAACUGAUCCGAUCUUAAUUUGAUUUGAUUGAUAACAUGACAGACACCUGAAUUUUGUGGGCCGGUGCAUUGGAUUCUCUCAUGUGCGCACUCGAUGGCUCAUUGCUCGACGCUAGAGAGGUUCCUAGUAGUAUUCAGCAGCAGCAGCAGCUAGUCAGCUUGGCUGGCUGGCUUUAUUGUGUGUGUGUUGUGUGUCUCUAACUACAUGCAUUGUCGGAUCUUCUAAAAUGAAAAGAUGCCCAAGUCAUUAUGGCCACAUGCUCUCCAAUCAUUGCAGUGAUCUUCUUCUUCUUCUUCUUCUUCAGUUGUCUGUUACACAUACAAUUUGGUUCUUAUGUGCAAAAAGCAGUGAUGUCCUAACCUCUGUAUGAUUGACGAUCA
Andrographis paniculata is the source of this 1726-nucleotide messenger RNA. RefSeq names its product probable protein phosphatase 2C 8. The record is from RefSeq and is a predicted model, not a curated record. Lineage: Eukaryota; Viridiplantae; Streptophyta; Magnoliopsida; Lamiales; Acanthaceae. The transcript is spliced from 10 exons. The coding region runs from base 104 to 1102 and encodes 332 amino acids. Gene Ontology annotation, molecular function: protein serine/threonine phosphatase activity. Gene Ontology annotation, biological process: protein dephosphorylation.